CAAUUUUUUAUUCAAAAAAGAAAAAAAUAGCUUUAGAACUUUGUUUAUUUCCUCUCUCUCUCAUAGUUGACUAUUUAAUAAGAAAUGGACAAUUUCUUUAAUUUGCCUCUAGAUAACCCAUUCUUGUUAUAAAAAGACAGUAACCUUUCUGGAGAUAAGUCUUUUCUUAUUUUGUGUGUUAGUGUGUGGAGAGAAGAUUGUGUUCAAAAAAAAAAAAGUGUGUGGAGAGAAGAUACGAAACAGAAAGAUAUCCUCAUGGCUCAUGGGAGAUAUGAUAAUAACUGCAAAAAGAAAAGUGGACAGGUUCCGAGGUUUGGAGAAUGGGAGGAAGCAAGUGAGAUGCCAAUAACACAAUACUUUGAGAAUCCAAGACAAGCUGGUCUGCUUCGUCACCAUCAUCACUCCAUUUCUUCUUACACAACCACUUCAUCUUCAUCUUCUUCUUCUUCUUCUUCUUCUUCUUCUUCUUCUUCUUCUUCUUCUUCUUCUUCAGCAGAAGCCCUAAAGCUUGCUUCUCACCAUCCCCGUCCACGUCACCUACAUCCUUCAAGACAGACGGCGGGGACGAAUGAAAGGAGGCGCCCACAAAGGCGCGUGCGUGACGUCAGUGCACAGACAGACAAGUAUUAUGUAGACGUCACUGGAGUGAAGCAGCACCAAAACAACGUUGCCUCAGCUUCGAGGCCACCUAAGCCCGUUGAUGAGGAUCUCUACAAGAUUCCUCCUGAGCUUUUAUAUUCUUCAAGAAGGAAGAGAAUGCCUGGCUUUUUAACAUGUUUGGUUCCAUGCACGUCUUAAACUGAAAAGGAAGAAUGAAGAGAAGGAGAAGAAAUAGUAGGAUCAUGCAUGAAUCGAAUAAUGUAAUUUGUAUUUUUAUAAAUUUAAUUUCACUCAAUAUACAUAUAUAUGAUCAGUAGCGGCCCUGGUAGGAAACGGAGGAAGCAUCAGCUUCCAGCCGUCUUAAAAUACAUAACUUAUCGGCCUUCAUUU
Messenger RNA from Brassica napus (rape), 990 nucleotides. RefSeq lists its product as uncharacterized. The coding region runs from base 256 to 798 and encodes 180 amino acids. The transcript is spliced from 4 exons. NCBI's taxonomy places the organism in Eukaryota, Viridiplantae, Streptophyta, Magnoliopsida, Brassicales, Brassicaceae. The record is from RefSeq and is a predicted model, not a curated record.